Anolis carolinensis (green anole) is the source of this 736-nucleotide messenger RNA. Its product is annotated as nuclear mitotic apparatus protein 1-like. Gene Ontology annotation, molecular function: microtubule binding. NCBI's taxonomy places the organism in Eukaryota, Metazoa, Chordata, Lepidosauria, Squamata, Anolidae. Gene Ontology annotation, biological process: establishment of mitotic spindle orientation. The record is from RefSeq and is a predicted model, not a curated record. Gene Ontology annotation, cellular component: centrosome; spindle microtubule; spindle pole.
GCCACUCCGCCUCGUGCGGUUCUUCCGGCAGUGGCGCAAGGGACGCCGGGAGACGUAGUUCCUCCUUCAGCUCCGCCACCGGAUGCGCUUAUUGUCGUCGCGGUGAGGCCGAAGCAGGCGCCAUCUUGGCCGUCACAAGCGCCGCGAGAGGAGGAGAAGGAGAAAGAAGAGGCAGCCAAUCCGGAGGGGAGGCGCUUGACCCGCGAAGGGGUCCGGCUAGGCCUCGAGGCGGAGGGGGAGGAGAAGCGUCUCUCGAGGUUAACCUGGCAAGCCACAGAGAUGUCCCUUCACAACACGAGAGCUUCAGCUCUCCUUGCCUGGGUGAACAGCCUGAAGCUGGGUGAAAGCCUGAGUUCGUUGUCUCAGCUCCAGGACUGUAGCGUUUUCAUCAAGAUCAUCAACAAAAUUCAUGGCACAGAAGAGGAACAGACUAUUUGUCAGAAAAAUAUACAAGAUCGGGUUGCCUACGUUGUCAGCUUUCUUGAAAAAAGCUGCAAACACAAAUCAGCCGCGCAGAACCUGGUGUCGGAGGAGAAGCUUUUGGCAGCCGAUGAGCUGGAACUAGCCAAGGUGGUGAUGUUACUGCUCUAUUAUGCUUCUAUGGGUGACAAAAUUCCAAGAGAGUGGACAACGGUUGAGUAUGACCUCCAGGCGGAGAUGGCCAAUUUCCUCAAUUUCAUGCUGUGCAAUGAAGAUUGCCUGGGUGAGAAUCUGGAGAUCUUUCUCCAAAAGAAAA